AUGGAUUGGUUUAGUGACCUCUACCCACAGGAAGGUUUAGAUUUGUUACUAAAUUUGAUAUUGGUUGAUUCAGACUAUAGCUAUUGUUACAAAGCAUUAAUAAUGUUCUUGGUAAUUGCAGCGAUUUCUACCUCUGUACUAUCUAAUGAGUCUUCUUGUAUUCCAUUCUUGAACGGUGAUAAUUUUUUGAACUGGAAGGACCAAAUCCUUCUAACAUUAGGGUGCAUGAACCUCGAUCUGGCACUUCGUGUGAACGAACCUCUUGAACCCACGGACGAGAGUUCCGUUGCAGAAAAGAGUUCUUAUGAUGAAUGGGAGCGAUCUAAUCGCUUAAGCCUAAUGCUCAUAAAGUCACAUAUCAACCAGAGCAUUAGGGGCCCAAUCCCAUUAUCUGAUAAGGUCAAGACUACAUGA
Molecule: messenger RNA, 414 nt
Organism: Camellia sinensis
Lineage: Eukaryota; Viridiplantae; Streptophyta; Magnoliopsida; Ericales; Theaceae
Source: RefSeq, a predicted model, not a curated record